Molecule: messenger RNA, 4801 nt
Organism: Papilio xuthus (Asian swallowtail)
Lineage: Eukaryota; Metazoa; Arthropoda; Insecta; Lepidoptera; Papilionidae
Product: multidrug resistance protein homolog 49
Exons: 27
Coding region: 136-4101 (1321 amino acids)
Biological process (GO): oligopeptide export from mitochondrion
Cellular component (GO): mitochondrial inner membrane
Molecular function (GO): ABC-type oligopeptide transporter activity; ATP hydrolysis activity; ATP binding
Source: RefSeq, a predicted model, not a curated record
CCGCGACCAAACAACGGUCAGUGGCGAUCCGACGCGCGCCCUGAAUGUACGCGUAUACGCACGUCGACUCAGGGUGAGAAGCGUGCGACGCGAAUAAAUUUGAAAUAAACAUACGAUAAUUUUCUUAUAACAGUGAUGAAAGGUCAAAGUAAAAGAUUCGUGAGCCAAACCGGCGAAUUCUACGAUAUGGGAACACCUAUCAAAAGGAAACAGGACGUUACAAUCGGGUUCUUCGGACUGUGGCGAUAUGCAACAUGGGGUGAGCGAUGUGCUACUCUCUGCGGAGCAGUACUGGGCUGGCUGUGUGCAGGAGGCUUGGUACUGGCCGUGUUGGCGUAUGGCGAGAUCACAGCCCUCUUCGUACAGCGCCAUAGAGCUGAGGAAUCACCUGCUCCAUCCCAUAUUAUGUAUUUAUUCGGCGGUGGACGGCAUUUGCCUAAUGGAGAUCGUCCGUCGCACAUGGACGCGUUGGUUGAGGACUCAAUAGCGUUCGCAUGGGCCAGUGUGGCUAUAAUGAUAGCACAACUCGUCGCCGCUGCGUUCGCUGUCACGCUUUGCAACUUUGCUGCCGCUAGAAUGAUAGCACGACUUCGCUGGAAACUGCUGCGGUCGGUGUUGAGUCAAGAGAUCGCUUUCUUUGAUACCAACACCACAAUGAACUUCGCUGCUUCACUUACCGAAGAGACGGAGAAGCUGAGACAGGGCGUGGGCGAGCAAGUCGCGAUGAUAUCUUACCUCGCUGGCACUGUGGCUUUAUCCUGCGCUCUCGCGCUGGCUUACGGCUGGCAGUUGACAUUGGCUGCACUGGCUCUCGUGCCUAUAGCUAUUAUUUUCGCUGCUAUAGUUGCUAAGAACCAGACUCGGUGGUCAGGCGAGGAAGUGUCGCGUUACGGUGCUGCAGGCCGGCUGGUGGGGCAGGCGCUGGCAGCUGUGCGCACCGUCAGGGCAUACGCUGGUGAAAACUUAGAAGUCGAAAGAUAUUCAGAAGCCCUUCAAGAGGCGUCGGUUGCGUCUCGCAAGCGUGUUGCGUGGGCAGGCGCAGGCGCUGGUGUGGGCUGGCUGCUCACCUACAGCUUGAACGCUGUCGUAUUUGCGUAUGGUGCAGCAUUGGUUGCUAGAGACAUGCCACUACCUCCACCGGAGAGAGAGUACCAUCCUGGUGUUAUGGUUACUGUGUUAUUCUGCACGUUCAUGGCGGCGCAGAACAUCGCGAUGUGUCAGCCACAUCUGGAGAUGUUCUCCGCAGCGCGCGGCGCAGCCAAGUCGUUGUUCAGACUGCUGGAGAGGCGCUCCAAGGUGGACGCGCUGCGGGACUCCGGCACCAAGCCUGAUAGCUUUAAAGGAGAUAUUGUCUUUGAUAAUCUGUACUUCAACUAUCCAUCUCGGCCUGAUGUUAAGGUAUUACGUGGAUUAAGUCUGCGAAUCAAGGCUGGUGAGACGGUGGCGCUAGUGGGGGGAUCUGGAUGCGGCAAGUCGACACUGCUGCAGCUGCUGCAGCGCGCCUACGAGCCUGACAGCGGCAGUGUUACUGUCGAUGGACACGCACUCAAUGAUCUGCAUCUACAUAACUAUAGACGUAGUAUUGGUGUGGUGGGACAGGAGCCGGUCCUCUUCAGCGGCACCAUUCGCGACAACAUCACACUCGGCAUGGAGAACGUCUCUGAAGCGGACCUCAUCGCUGCAGCUAAGACUGCGCACGCGCAUACCUUUAUUACCAAACUGGUUAAUGGCUACGACACAGUGUUAGGCGAGCGCGGGGCGCAACUAUCGGGCGGGCAGAAACAGCGCGUUGCCAUCGCACGUGCGUUGUUGCGCCGUCCCGCCAUACUGCUGCUGGAUGAACCCACCUCUGCACUGGAUCCAGCCGCGGAAAGACUGGUGCAAGCCGCUCUUGACGCUGCAAGUGUAGGCAGAACAACAUUAGUAGUAUCACAUAGGUUAUCAACAAUAGUGAAUGCAUCUCGCAUAGUGUACGUGGAGCAGGGCGCUGUGCUGGAGCAAGGCACGCACGACGAGCUGCUGGCGAAGCGCGGCGCGUACUGGCGACUGGUCAACGACGACCUCACACACAGGAGUAUCGAGAAAGCUCUAGCAGAGUCAACGGCGGAAGGUGAAGAUGACGACGUAGUGGUAGAGCGUAGACCGCAGCCCGUGCGAAGGAAUAGCAGUAUAUGUUCCAUUAGGAGUAGGAAAGGAUCAAUGGUUCGCGAGGGUUUCAUGCGAAGUAGCUUGCGACUCACCACACCGCCACCCGCACUUGACAUGGCGCCUGAGACAGAGACAGAAGAUGAGCUUGAAGGAGACGAGAGCGAACAGGAGAAAGAGCCUGCAGUAUCCAACUGGCAGCUGUUGAAGUUGAACGGUGCUGAGUGGCCGCUGCUGCUGGGCGGUGGACUGGCUUCACUUGCUAUUGGCGCCACCAUGCCGGUGUUCGCGUUUCUAUUCUCUAAAUUAUACGGGAUGUUCUCCCUAUCGAAUCCUGAAGAGAUCCUCGCCAAGUCGCACAUGUACGCAGGCAUAUUCGCGGGCGUGGCGGCGCUCAGCGGGCUGGUCACCUUCCUGCAGGCCUUUCUGCUCGGCCGCGCUGGUGCUCAGCUCACUGACAGGCUACGAGUCAUGACCUUCAGGAACUUCCUCGUACAGGAACAAGGUUGGUUCGACGUGCCGAUCAACUCAGUGGGAUCUCUAUGCGCCCGACUCGCCUCCGACUGCGCCGCUGUGCAGGGCGCUACAGGUACUCGUUUAGGCACUAUGCUUCAAGGUACGUCUACAAUGGUGCUAGGUGUAGGUCUGGCUAUGGCUUACUCAUGGAAAAUGACGCUUGUCAGUCUACUUAGUGUACCAUGUGUUAUUGGUGGAAUUUGGCUGGAAGGGACCGUAACAAAGCGGGCGGAGGAACGAGAAUUAAAGUCGCUACAGCGCGCCGCCCGCCUUGCGACAGAAGCUGUACUUAACGUGCGCACCGUACAGAGUUUAGGCGUGGAGCUGGCAAUACUGGACAAAUACGCCGAAGCUCUGCGCGAGUCAGAAGCGCACGCGCACGGAGCCCGCUGGGUGCGCGGUCCUGUCUACGGGCUGUGUCUGUGCGCGCCCACGCUGGGAUAUGCUGUCUCUCUUGCAUAUGGAGGAUAUCUAAUCGCCAGAGAGGAUUUGCCUUAUGAAUAUGCUAUACUUGUAUCAGAGGCGUUGAUCUACGGAGCAUGGAUGUUAGCGGAAGCUCUAUCUUUUGCGCCUAACUUCGCGGCGGCGCGUCGUGCUGCUGCUCGCGUUGUUAGUGCGCUGCAGAGGACUCCACAAGUUGUUACUGAACCCACUGCUGUCGAACAUCCUGAUUGGUCGGCGACUGGCGAGAUCAAUUUCUCGGAUAUCAAAUUCCGAUACCCAACACGACCACAAGUGGAGGUGCUGCGCGGACUGAGCGUGUCGUUGCAGGCAGGGCGCACGCUGGCGCUGGUGGGGCCCAGCGGCUGCGGCAAGUCCACGCUGCUGCAGCUACUCAUGCGCAGCUACGACCCUGACAGCGGAAAUGUGACAGUGGACGGACGCGAUGUGAAGCGGGACCUAACUUUGCGUCAGCUGCGCGCGCAGCUCGGGCUGGUGCAGCAGGAGCCGGCGCUGUUUGAGCGCAGCGUGCGCGACAACAUCGCAUACGGUGACGCCUCCCGAGAAGUGCCCUUAGACGAAGUCAUCGACGCCGCCAAGCAGGCCAACGUACACGACUUCAUUGCCAGCCUGCCACUGGGGUACGACACGGUGCUGGAGGCGGGCAGCGCUGCGUUAUCAGGCGGGCAGAAACAACGCGUGGCCAUCGCACGUGCGUUACUACGACGUCCACGUGUGCUAUUGCUAGAUGAGGCUACCUCCGCACUAGAUGCCGCUAGUGAGAAGGCUGUGCAGGCGGCACUGGAGGCGGCGUCACGAGGCCGCACCACCAUCAUCAUCGCGCACAGACUGGCCACUGUGCGACAUGCACACACUAUCUGUCUCAUAGACAAAGGUGUAGUAGCAGAGUCCGGUUCACAUGAAGAACUGGUUCGUAAGCGAGGUCGUUACUGGGAGCUGCUGCAACAGCAGGCCCCGGCGGAGGCUCAGCCCGCUUGAUAGAAGACACUGUUGUGGACUUAUCUAACCUGUGUUUUCUUCUUUACCUCACGAGAAGAGAGAUAGAGAAGAGAAGUAGAAUCUUAAAUCAAGAACUAGUGAAUGUCAGAAAAACUACAAUAGUUGAAUGCUUAAGCCAUUAUUAAAUGACUUUAAGUGCAGCAAUUAUUGCUAUUUAAAAAUGUAUAAAAUAUGUGAUAGAAAAGUGCCUUUAUGUUAAUUAAUUUUAAACCAAAUAUUGUAAGAUAAUCAAGGAUUACACUCGUAUUUUUAAUCUGUAAUUGUAGUGGCUUUUUUGCACUGGCAAGUAUUUUGGCUUAUGACAUUUGUAAUGUUUGGCAGUUGACACAUAUGACGUUUUAGUGAUGUGACCAAUCAAAUUAAAUCCAAUUUAUCGGUUAUUUUAUGAAUUACAUGAAAUUUCAAAAUUCGAAUAUAGAAUCUCAGUGAAAGAAAAAUAUUGAAAAGCCCUGACUAGUGUAACCAUGGGUUUUCAUUGUCAAAACUUUUUUCUUACAGAAAUUUUCGUAUAAACAUGUUUUUGUACGCGUGUUUCGGCAGUGGAAACUUUAAUAUAAGACAGUUUAAGUGCUAUAAUGACUGUGAUUGUGAUAUAAAAAUAGUUAUUAAGUAGGUUUACUUUCACAUGCGAAGAAAAUCGUUAAAUUGUACAACAAAAUUGUGAUAUAAUAAUAUUUAU